CGUCCCGACCAUCGAGAGCGACUUCCGGCGGCAUCGCUGGAGGAGGUGGGUGAAGAAGGAGCGGGUCGGCGCCUCUCGCUCUCACUCCGCCGCUCGCUCUCUCGGGCAACAUGGCGGGCGUGGAGGAGGCAGCGUCCUUCGGGAGCCACCUGAAUGGCGACGUCGAUCCGGACGACAGGGAGGAGGGCACUUCCAGCACGGCCGAGGAAGCCGCCAAGAAGAAGAGACGGAAGAAGAAGAAGGGCAAAGGGGCCGUGUCAGCAGUGCAACAAGAACCUGAUAAAGAAUCAGGAGCCUCCGUGGAUGAGAUAGCAGGACAGUUGGAAAGACAAGCACUGGAUGAGAAAGAGAGAGAUGAGGAUGAUGAAGAUGGAGAUGGUGAUGGUGAUGGCGCAUCUGGGAAGAAGAAGAAAAAGAAGAAGAAGAAGAGAGGACCAAAGGUUCAAACAGACCCUCCCUCAGUUCCAAUAUGUGACCUGUAUCCUAAUGGUGUAUUUCCCAAAGGACAAGAGUGUGAAUACCCACCCACACAAGAUGGGCGAACAGCUGCUUGGAGAACUACAAGUGAAGAAAAGAAAGCAUUAGAUCAGGCUAGUGAAGAGAUUUGGAAUGACUUCCGAGAAGCUGCAGAAGCACAUCGACAAGUUAGAAAAUAUGUUAUGAGCUGGAUCAAGCCUGGGAUGACAAUGAUAGAGAUCUGUGAGAAGUUAGAAGACUGUUCUCGAAAGCUAAUAAAAGAGAAUGGGUUAAAUGCAGGCCUGGCGUUUCCCACUGGGUGUUCUCUUAACAACUGUGCUGCACAUUACACGCCAAAUGCUGGUGACACGACAGUCUUACAGUAUGAUGACAUCUGCAAGAUAGACUUUGGAACACACAUAAAUGGUAGAAUAAUUGAUUGUGCUUUCACUGUCACUUUUAAUCCCAAAUAUGAUAUAUUAUUAAAAGCUGUAAAAGAUGCUACUAAUACUGGAAUAAAGUGUGCUGGGAUUGAUGUUCGUCUUUGUGAUGUUGGUGAAGCCAUUCAAGAAGUUAUGGAAUCCUAUGAAGUAGAAAUAGAUGGGAAGACUUACCAAGUGAAACCCAUCCGUAAUCUAAAUGGACACUCGAUUGGGCCUUAUAGAAUCCACGCUGGAAAAACAGUGCCCAUUGUGAAAGGAGGGGAGGCUACAAGAAUGGAGGAAGGAGAGGUGUAUGCCAUUGAAACCUUUGGUAGCACAGGAAAGGGUGUCGUUCAUGAUGACAUGGAAUGUUCACACUACAUGAAAAACUUUGAUGUGGGACAUGUGCCAAUAAGGCUUCCAAGAACAAAACACUUGCUAAAUGUCAUCAAUGAAAACUUUGGCACCCUUGCCUUCUGCCGCAGAUGGCUGGAUCGCUUGGGAGAAAGUAAAUACCUAAUGGCUCUGAAGAAUCUGUGUGACUUGGGCAUAGUAGAUCCAUACCCACCACUGUGUGACAUCAAAGGGUCAUACACGGCACAGUUUGAACAUACCAUACUGCUGCGUCCAACUUGUAAAGAAGUCGUCAGCAGAGGAGAUGACUAUUAAACUAGUCCAAAGCCAGCUCCACGUCUUUAUUUUCUAAGCUUUGUUGGAAUACGUUAUACCACAAGUAAUUUGCAACAUGUUGUCUGUUUUAACAGUGGACCUGUGUAAUAUCUUUAUCCAUGUUUCAAGGAGUUUUCAAAGGCAAACUGUCUCCAUGUAAUUAACCAAGGAAAAGGCUUUCAGGACUUUAAUGUUAACUGUCUCUCCCGUCUAGAAACUGCUGCACCAUUGACUAGUUAGGAAUUCCUUACACGUUUUGUUCUGAAGACCUAAGACAUGCUUUUGGAUAUUUAUAUUGCCAUGUUCUUCCUUGAAUGCUCUGAAUGACCACAUCCAGUUCUGCACCUGCGCCCUCUGGUGUUGCUUUUUAACCUUCCUUGGAGUCCAUUUUCUAAAUAAAGACAUUUUCAGAUCGGA
Messenger RNA from Mesocricetus auratus (golden hamster), 1964 nucleotides. It is a transcript of the gene Metap2, whose product is annotated as methionyl aminopeptidase 2. The transcript has 11 exons. The coding region runs from base 111 to 1547 and encodes 478 amino acids. Lineage: Eukaryota; Metazoa; Chordata; Mammalia; Rodentia; Cricetidae. Gene Ontology annotation, biological process: proteolysis. The record is from RefSeq and is a predicted model, not a curated record. Gene Ontology annotation, molecular function: metalloaminopeptidase activity.